UAUUCAGUAAAUAUAAUCCAGUCUCGGUGCUCUGGAGGAACCCCCUCCUCCCCCUCGUCCUCCCACAGAGGAUGCAGGACGGUGUGAGUGGUCCUGAGCUCUGACUCCUGACGGCGCACAGAAGUGGCCGCGACCAUCAAGAGGACAGUCACAGAUUCACGCUCUGGGAUCCGCUUUUCUCUCGCUUUUCUCUUUUUUUUUUUUGUUGGCUAUUCUCCCCCCCCUUAUCCAAAUCCUUCACACGUUUCUGUUGACUCAUUACAGCAUGACGGAACUCGGACUCGCACAUUUGGGAUAAUUUUCAUAAUGGUUCGCUUCAAAUGUACAUCUCCACGGAGCUGCAGCUGAGGUUUCAUUCAAAGUCCGACUGGAUUCUCACAGCGUGAUGGAUACAAAUGAGUUCGCAGUACUGAAACUUUUUGUUGUUGGGAUUUUGGUCAAUGCCUGGAUGAUGAGAGGGUUGUCAGCAACUGACAGUUUCAACAUAGAGCCCACUCCCCCCCGGCCGAGGAAAGCCUGCAAUGAGUCCCGUCUGCAGUGGGAGGUGGAGGUCUGUGGAGAGGAAUUCAAGCGGGACAUGGGUCAAAUAGAUCCACAGUACUGGUGUAACCUCACACACUUCAUCAGUGAAUACCACAUCUUCACACUUUGCACAGAGGCAAAGUCCCUCGUCGUGCACUGCUACUGGCCCAAUCCACUGGUGGAGAGCUACAUCAUCCGCAUACACAAGCACUUUUUCUCUAACUGCACCAUUGAGCAGGUGGUAUGGGUGGACCCGCCGGACGAUACGCUAACCAUCCUUAUCCUCAUCCCUGUUUUCCUCACAUUGGCCAUGAUCGCCCUGGUGGUCUGGUGCAGCAAGAGGAGUGAUAUCCUAGCUUAGGAGGAGAGGAAGAUGGAAAAGGACUGAGUUCAAGAUCCCAACAUCUCCACCAAAACAAUAUUGUACAAACGUGUGCACAGACGUUUUGGGAGAUCGCUUCAGUUGGUCAAAUUACCCCAUAAGUAGCGCGGCAAAUGACCUAAACUUCCUGUGGAAAUGAGGAAAGUAGUGCCUGGUAGUACAAAGUUGUAUUUGAUAUUUAAUAUUUUAAUAUUAAUAUUAUAUUAGGUGUCACUUUGAACAUUUCUGACAUUUAUCUACUAUCAUUCAACAUGUUCAUCUGUUCAACAGGUAUUUUAAGCACAAUUUAAUGUGAAAUAUGAAUAUGAAAUAUAUAUAAAAGCAUUAUAGUUGCUGGUAGGUGGUUGUGCCUUUGGAUAGAGCCAUAGCCUACUAGCUGUUUCCCCUUGUUUCCCAUCUUUAAGCUAAGCUUACUAGCUACUUUUAGCUUACAUACAUGAGAGUGGUAUCAACCUUCUCAUUUAACUCUCCACAAGAAAGCGAAUAGGCGUAUAAUUAUAAAAUUUUUACGUCAAGACACAGAAGAUUAUGUUUGAUUGUUUGAUGCCAUCACUUAUUGGGUAACUUGACCAGCUGGACAACCGACCAAAUCUUGGUGCAUUCUUUAAAGCCCAUGGAUCUGGGCAGUUAACCUCUGAGAUUCUUGUCAGAGCACUGUAUCGUUGCUGAAGGCCAAAGUAUCCACCAAGCACCAGAGGCAGUGACUGAACUCUAAACUGGUGGGAAUGAGACUCCCAGAAGACUCCGUGUGUUAAAUAUUUGAAAAUGAUACUGUAUGAUGGUUUGGAUACAAAAAUAAGCCAAAUGUGGACUUAAUAUUGAUUCUGCAAGUUUUAUCUUAUUGUUGAGUUACUGAAUGGACUGUCACUACUGGAAAGGAUACACUGGUGUGCAACCCAAAGACAAGGCAACACUAUGAUUCACAUAUUUUGGGACUUUAAUUUCUUGUGUGACUACCUGAGCCUCAAGAGACUGUUUUAUAACAGUGUAACUUAUCAGAUACUGUUAAAUAAAAUACUGUUAAUACUCACAAAGAGGGGUUCUCAAUGAAAUAAAAACCUAUGAACUGACAUUGAGACCUCAAACUGUACAGUUAUGCUCUGUGUCCGUGCUGUCUACUGUAUCUGCAUUUCCUCUCCAGUGUUACUCAGACCAGUGAGAAAUACACACUGAUGCUUUGAAAUGAAUUCCUUUGGGGAAAGGCUUGAUUUAAUGUACGCACUUCAUUGGUUCUUUGAACCGCAGUCCUCACCAGCCAUAAGGCAAACUAAACCAAGCACUGCUUUUUAUUUUCUUCCAAAGCAUACAGCAUCAACCUCUGUUUGUCGGCUCUCACCUGCACACUUUUGUCUCUGGAAGCUGAAACUCCUCAGCAAAAGUACCCUGAUUAAAUUUAUGUUCAAACAA
This is a messenger RNA of Dicentrarchus labrax (European seabass), 2311 nucleotides long. Its product is annotated as receptor activity-modifying protein 3. Bases 386 to 883 code for a protein of 165 amino acids. The transcript has 4 exons. Gene Ontology annotation, molecular function: coreceptor activity. NCBI's taxonomy places the organism in Eukaryota, Metazoa, Chordata, Actinopteri, Moronidae. The record is from RefSeq and is a predicted model, not a curated record. Gene Ontology annotation, biological process: calcium ion transport; protein localization to plasma membrane; regulation of G protein-coupled receptor signaling pathway. Gene Ontology annotation, cellular component: signaling receptor complex; cell surface; membrane.